Mesorhabditis spiculigera is the source of this 2136-nucleotide messenger RNA. The record is from the annotation of a GenBank genome assembly. NCBI's taxonomy places the organism in Eukaryota, Metazoa, Nematoda, Chromadorea, Rhabditida, Rhabditidae.
AUGCUGGGUGUGGGAUUUUUAUUGUUAUUUUUUGCCCUAAAUGUCCACUCGAAAGAUCCGGGUCCUGGGCCAAACGCUGUGCUCAUUGAGGCCAAUGAUGGGUCUAUCCAUUGCGGUGUCUUCGAGGAAGCGCUGUCGUUAUACUGCUUGGCCCCGCUGGUCAAGUUCGCCAAUCCGGGCUCAAACGCUCUUCUACCACCACUGUCCAGAGCUGCAGACCUAUGCGGUGAAUUCGGUCGUUACAAGGAGUGCACGCGGGAUGUUGCGGAAAACUGCCGAAGCAACAUCGCGCCAAGUGUGCAGCAAAUGUACUCGACGAUUUGCGAGGAAAAGUAUGCCAACUUGUUGAACGAGGAGCGUGACUGCCUGCGCCAACUGGAAGAGGACAGGGCGUUGGAGGAGUGCUUUGCCAGGAAAAACGGAAAAUCGGUAGCGGAGACUGAGAAAACGGGCAAAAGUGUCUGGCCUUUCAUGGCGGCGCCAACUUCGGAGUGUGCUCUCUAUCAGUCUCUAGCCGAAUGCUUGAUGGAAACGCCGCGGACGAAUUGUCAGGAGGCCGUUAAGUUGUCGCUAUCGCUGAUAAGCGCCCUCGGCACCCGAGACCCCAAUUCACCUUGCGAGUUCAUCUUACCAGCCGGCCGCCCGGCUCCUCCAGCGCUGGAAAUCUGUGAUUCAAAUGGCCAAAACUGUUCUUGCCGCGAGGCCGGGUACGUCUACGACAAGGACGAGAAGAAGUGCAAAGACAUCGACGAAUGCGCGGACGAUUCGGCGCUGUGCUCGCAGUACUGCACAAACAUUCCCGGGGCUUUUCUGUGCUCCUGCGAUCCGCCGCACUAUUCUCUGGCUUCAGACAAUCGUACCUGUCUCCGGAAUGAUGAUGAACCGCUUUGGCUAUUCUUUGCUCACGGCCAAUCGGUGUGGAACAUUUCCGCCGAUGGCCGCUCGUUCCAGCUGCAAAAGGCCGCGUUGCACAAGACGGCCAUGAUUGAUGUGGACAUUGUGGAACGUCGUCUCUACUACGCCGACAUCGGCGCCAACACCAUUGAGCGCAUGAACAUCGAUGGCACUUUCCCGCAGGCCGUCCAGAAAUAUGAGGUCGAAGGCAUGGAGGGAAUCGCCGUCGACUGGGUCGGACGGAACCUUUAUUCCGUCCGCCGCCGCGACAUCAUCGUCCAGGCCCUCGACGGGCGCUACAGGCGUAAAUUGUACGCUUCUGUACUGCAGCAGCCCCGUGCCAUCGCGCUGCACCCGGCUAGGGGGCUGAUCUUCGUGACAGAUUGGUCGUCAACGGCGUUCAUUGCUGUGGCUGCCAUGGACGGCAGUUCUUUCAAGAAAAUCGUCACCGAGCGUAUCACCUGGCCAAACGCGCUGGUGGUGGAUGUGCAUGCGGACAGGAUCUACUGGGCUGAUGCGUUUUUGGACACUAUCGAGGUGGCAAACUUGGACGGCUCUGGGCGACGGACCGUUGUUUCUGACUCGGGCUCCGUCCCGCACGUUUUUGGGAUGGCGCUGGCCGACGAUUACCUCUACUGGACCGAUUGGACGUACAGGGGUCUCCUCCGCGCCAACAAGCUCACUGGCGAGAAUAUGACGGUGCUCGCGCAGACGGCCCUCCUGCCCUACUCCAUCAAGGUUUUCCACCCGGUCUUGCAGCCUGUCGUACUCUCCGAUUGCUCGACAAAGGCCUGCUCGCAGUUGUGCUUGAUUGGCCCGCCAGCCAAUAGCACUUCGCCGAUCCCGGCACCUGGAUCUCUGCCACCAUUCCCAGCAGUGUCAACCCGCUGUGCGUGCGGAGAUGGGUUCCGACUGCUUGCCGACGGGCAGACCUGCCAGUCCAAUUGUCCAGAAGGGAAUUUCGAGUGCGGUGGAAGUGAUGCCAAGUGUAUCAGCCGUCUCUACGUCUGCGACGGCGUCAGCCACUGCAACAACGGGGCCGAUGAGGCGAAUUGCGCGCCCCGCAUCUGCACCCCGGGCCAAUUCCAGUGCCACGACAACAAGCGCUGCGUGCCCGCCAUCGCGCUAUGCGAUGGCAAAGCCGACUGCCUCGACGAGUCCGACGAGAACUUUUGCGCAAAAGCGAAAUAUCAGCGCGCCCCGGCGAAACAGCCCCGCAUUCCCAGCAGAAUGAUGUUCCUC